GUUUGUGUUCUGGCCUGUGGGGGCGGCGUCAUCCCGCCGGAACAGGACAUAAACCAAGGAGAAGAAGUGUUUCCGGUGCGGCCCGUAGUUCCGGCGGUGGUUUUCCGUCUAAAGUUAAAUCAGAUCUUUAUUUUGAAGCUUCCUGUGAACGUUAAAUCCUCCCCGCCGUCACCGUGUGAGCCGCUCUGCUCUCAGGUGGUUUUAAAGAUGUCAUCUGGACUCCUGGAGCCUCCUGGAGGAGAAGAGCAACUCUGUGUCUUCCUGCUGAGAGCUGAAGGGGAGGAGGAGGAGUUGAGGAGGAGGGAGGUUGGCUGCCAGUGGGAGAGUCCAGAGGAGGAGAGGAGGGAGGUGGGCUGUCAGAGCGACUCAGCAGAAAGGAGAGACGCUGCUGUCCAGGUGGACCUGCUGAAUCAGCAGCUCAGCUGGAGACACUCAGGUUCGUCUGCGAUGCUGCUGCAGUGUUUCGCAGUCAGACCUGAUGGACCAGACGGGGGUGCUCUGCUGCAGCAUUGCACCACCAACCGGACCAGAACCAGAACCGUCAAACCCGCCAUCAAACUCUCCCCCAAACCCACCCAGUCCAGGUCCAGGACCCAGAGGAGACCGCCUGCUCAGAGCUCCAACACCACCAAGCGAAAUCCGCCUCAACGCCGUCGCCGCCGCGUGUCACCUGAUGCUGACCAACAGGAGGAGGAGGAGGAGGAGGAGGAGGAGGAGGUGGUGGUGGUGGACACAGGUGAUCCCAACUGGACUCCACCCGAAGAUGUCGAAUCUCACCCGUCUCCCUCGUCCCUCGGGGACGAGCGGCUGGACUCAGAGUCCCAGCAUGCAUCUCUUCGUGUGGUGAAACUGGAGCCCGACAGCACCAUGUGUGACGUUUGUGGUAAAGUGAUGAAGAAUAAGUCGAGUCUGGCCCGGCACUCCUUUAUCCACACGGGGAAGAAGCCGUUCGCCUGCCACCUGUGCGACCUGCGCUUCAAUCGCCGCGACAACCUGCAGCACCACCUGAAUCGGCUGCAUCCCAACGGCAUCGCCAAGCUGGAAAAGCAGCGCGAGGUGCAGGCCUGGCUGUGUGCGGUCUGCGGCAAAACCUUCAGCUGCAGGUCCAGGCUAAAGACACACGAGGUCAUCCACUCCGGGGUUAAACCCCACCGCUGCAACCUCUGCCCCAAAGCCUACAUGCGGACCAACGACCUCGAGCACCACAAGAAGAUCGUCCACGUGGAGGGCGCCGCAGAGUCUCAGAGGCCGAGCUCGCUGCUCUGCGACCUUUGCGGUAAAGAGUUUAAAUGCAGGUCGCAGCUGGCCAUCCACUUCCAGACUCACACCGGCGAGCGGCCUCAUCUCUGCGACAUCUGCGGACGCAAGUUCGGCCGACAGUACCAGCUCAAACGCCACAAGAUCCUGGUCCACGCAAACCAGGUGAACGGGGAGGAGAACGGCGUGUCGCUGCUCGACACGCCGUUUGCCUGCAGCAUCUGCGGGAAGCGGCUGAAGUCUGAAGCGCUUCUCGCCGCUCACUCCCGCAUCCACACUGGCGACAAGCCUCACCGCUGCGGCAUCUGUAUGCGCAGCUUCCAGCGCGCCACCUGCCUGAAGCAGCACCACCUCCGUGUUCACCUGAAGGUCAAAGUGAACAAUGCGCCACACGUCGCCGGGCGCAGGAAGACCACGGCACCGGCGAAGGUGUUCCCGUGUCCCAACUGCAGCAAAGUUUUCAAAUUUAAGUCUCUGCUGGCGAGUCACUCGAUGAUCCACAGCGAGGUCCGACCGUACGCCUGCGACUUCUGCAGCCGCAGCUUCAGACGCCUCAGCCACCUGAAGAGACACCGUGAGGUGGUCCACGCCAACGGAGCACGCCUGCCGCAGAGCUUCGUCUGCCACAUCUGUGGCAAAGACAAGAAGUGCCGCUCGCAGCUCGCCCGGCACGUCAUCAUCCACACCGGGGAGCGGCCGUUCGCCUGCGACCUCUGCACCGCCCGCUUCAAUCGCCGCGGGAACCUGCAGCAGCACAGGAAGCGCAUGCACGGCAUGGGGAAGCCGCCGGCCGAGGAAGCCCCGCCCAUCCUGUUUGACGACGACGUGACGCCCGCUCUGACAUACAAACAGGAAGAGACGGUGGUGGCUGUCGACGCCGCAGCUGAGCAGUUUGAGACUGCGACGAACGACGAGCCGGAUGUCGCCCAGCAUCUUGUCGCUACCUAACGCUGACUGAACUGAGCGUGCUCACACCGUCCUGUGUUUGCGUUUAAAACCGGUCUGAAGUCGUGAAGGUUUUUGGCAUCAAACUGAAACGUCAGGUGAGCCUCCUGACAGAUCUCAGAGCGUUCUGGAUGGAUCUGUAAACAGGGACGCACAUUUGGAGUAAGUGAAAUGAGUCCUGGGGAGUCAGUCUGACACUUUAAUAAACUUGGCGAUGAUCUGAGAGACGAUCGAUUGAUCGAUUGAUCCAAAAUGUUCCGUUGAAAGGAGAAUUAAACAUCAACAUGAUUCAGAAAAUAUAAGGUUUCUCUCAUCAGUUCAGAUCCGGAUCUUUAAAUCUUCUAGAUUACGUCAGGCAGACAAAACCAUAGCUGGUCUGGAGCUUUCCAUCAUAUCACGUGAUUUUCCUCAGCAGAUUGAGUUCACUCAGUUGCCUCCUUUCUUCCUUCACUUCCUCUUACCUCCUCUAUUAAAUCUUUUUGUAAACAAACAAAUCGAGGCAGCUGAUUGGUUGACGUGUAAAUAACAACAGACAGACUCCGGAGUCACAGAAAGCGUUUUUAUACAUGACAAACAGAAACUUCUGGUUUGUUUGUUGGAGCAUUGACGUGCUGAAGAAUCACAACAUGACUGCCCACGCCCCGUCACAGUUUGUCAGCUGACAGUACGACUAUUCAGUCACAGUGAUAAACUGAGAGGCGUUUCCACGGUGACAGGAACAAGAAACUGCUUUAAAAUCCAAUUAAUUUUCCCAUUAAUCAGAUUUAAUUACCGGGGCAGUUAAUGGGUUGAUUAUAACCGGUUUAGUUCCUGGUCAACAGGGAUUUUAAGGGAGAAAAACCCAUUAAAAUGAACCAAAUGACGUUUAAAGUUUGUUGAAAGAGCCUCAAUCUCCCCGUUGAAGUGCUCUGGGUUUUACCCUCAUUUGAAGUGAAAUGAGUUUUUCUGUGACGAUUUUCAGGGAGUUUGUACUCGGGGUCUUCACGAGUCCAAAAUGUUGGAGCCAGUCUGAAACAGAGCCGUGGAAACCCUGAACCCAGUGUGCAUAAAUUCAUUUUUGAAAGAGCUGAGACCUGAUCCAGAUCGACCCGAGCCACAUUGCGGCAGCAUGAUGAGUCAUCAGAUGACCUGUCGCUUGUUCGGGAACGUUCCAUGAACAGUUGACAGUGUCAGCAGCUGAUUCAUCAUCGACAUUAAGUCGUUUGUGAAACAGUGGAUCCUACAUUUCUUGGAAAAUAGUUUUUAAAAAAUGCAUUUAAUGGCUACGCUGAGGAUAUCUCGCUAACUGCCAUAUAAUGAUGUAAACAGACUGAGGCUAAAGCUAACAGCAAAAGGGUUGUCACCAGCUGUUGACGGAACCCCUUCAGCAUCUGUCAGUCAAAUCCCAAGAACUAACAUGAAUUUAAUAGCAUCCUAUUCACAGGCCACUGAUUCUGAAAGAUUUCUUCCUGUGGUGAUUAUGACCUGAUCCGAGACUGAAGACUAUCUGGACCCAGUCCAGAUCAGGUCUCAGUGGUUCGCCUGUGACGACCUCUCUGUCGUACCCUAACAAUGCCGUAAACCGAGAACAAAAACAUUUGGGGGGGUAAAAUCAAAAUCUGUUCAAAUAGUUUCAAUAAGUUUGAAUCUGUACAUUUCAUCAGUUUCCUCAGAGUGGAGUCAGUCGAACUUCAGCUGAUCUGAAAGCAGUUUGUCUUCAAGUUUAUGUUGUGUUCAAGUCGCAUGGGAACAGACAGCUUUCUGCCGGUCCGAGCUCAAGAGAAUAGACCAGGAGCGGACGAUGACUUCAUCACAGGUCAGAAACACAAAGGAUGAUUAAAUCUGGUUUAUGCUGAAUAAUCAGUACAUGUAAUAACUGGCUAACAACACACUGAAAUGUGGGUUAUAAUCAGAAUUAAAAGGAAGUAAAUUGAAGUGUUACCCAAUUGGGAAUAUUAAAAAAAAAAAAGACUUUCAGCAGCUUCACCUCCACAUGUUUUUUUUUAAAUGAAUAGUUUAACAUUUUGGGAAAUUUUCUUUCUUUCUGAGAGCGAGAUAAAAAGAUGAUGUCAUUAUUUAGGGACACAUUUUCCAGCAUGUAACUCCCACAAUUUGUUGUUUUUAUGCAUAAGUUUUUUGCACAGAUUAAACAAACAAGAUGAGGCUAGCUGCUUCCCUGUUGUCAGGCGUUAUGCUAAGCUAAGCUAACCGUACUUAACACAGAGACAUAAGACUGACAUCCAUCUGAAAAUCUCACUGUUAUGCAGAAAGAAAGUAAAAGUAUUUCACAAAAUGCUGAACUGCUCCUUUAAACCAAUUGUUUUUCAAAGGAAGUCAGAGUCAAAGAGACAUUAACUGUGAUGGUGGCUCGGCCGGGUCCAGCAGGGGGCGCCCAGAUGUCUUGUAGAUCUAACCCAGGUCGUCCUCCAGCGGUGUGAUGUUUACAGCUGCUGAAGCCACCACUCUGAGCAGGUGGAUCCAGGUGCAGUUCAGGGAAGGACUCGACGAUUCACAGGGUUUUAGUCACGUUAGCAGUUACGAGUCAGUCCGUCCAACUCACUUCGUUAACUUCUGGAUGGACUGUGAUUACAUGUGGGUCUCGUGUGUUUACUGCUAGUUAGCAGAUGUCAGCUUGGUAACAGGCUGAACUUUUACAUCCAGGUUUUCUUAAAAACGAAAAUACACAGAUUCUACGUCCUUUAAACCUUCUCUUCUCUGCUUCCUCUCUUUCAUCCCUGUUCCUUUUAAUUGAUCGGGUCUAUUAAGCCUCACCCCCUAGCUGCAGUGUGGUUCAGCUGCUCUAAGAUCAAACGCAUCCCUGCAGUGACUCCACCCCCCUGAGGGAUGCUUCAUUUCCUCUCAGCUGCUGAUAUCACUCCCACUUCAUUAACUGCACACAGUCAAUUAAACAUCGAGGGGGGGGGGGGUGUAUUACUGUGACACGGCAUCACCACAGGGAACACAGGUGAAUAAACAGGUGAAGACCUGGGAACCAAUCAGAUCUGACUGGCAAACAGGUAGAUUGUCCUCUGUAGAAGGGAAGGAAGGUACAGGAAAGAGUUGAGGGAAUAAAGUAGGAGACAAGGGAAGGAAAGUAGGAGCGAGUGAAGGAAAGGGAAAGAUGGGAAGGGAAAAAGGAAGCUCAGAAAGGAAAGAAUCAGAUCUGAACAGGAAUGAAGCUUUCAAGAAAAGAAGUGAAGAAGGAAAGGAGGAUGGAGACAAGUGCCUUCACAGUAAAGAGGGGCAGUUUAAAUACACAGUGACCUGCAUCUGCAGUGAAGCGUUUUCAAUGUGCCGUAAAAUAAAAGCCUCUGUGAUGUCGUCAUCGUCCACCCGCUCCCGAAAGCUGCACGUGAUGAUGAUUGGCCGAGCCGUGAAGCGAUGCCAUCCCUCUGCCGCUGACAUGCUGAUGCCGCUGUGAUGUCUCGGGGCAGUGCUUUCACACCUCCAUGCUGUCGGGUUUGGGCGUCCUGGAGAUCCACAGAUUUGACUGGUCGGUGGCGGUCUUUGUGCGGGGAUUACUGUGGGGACAGGGGUGAUGACAUUAUCAUCAUCAUCAUCAUGGGGGGUUACAACCCUGCCUCCUCAAAAUAACGAUAUAUUACUGGUUGGUUUCCUCAAAGUCAAGUUUCCAACCAAACUGACGGCAACUUUUGACAGAAUUUCUUUAGAAGAAUCAAAGAAAAUGUGAGUGGAGUCUUGGUUCCAUCCACUGCUGUGGUGUGAAUAUGAUUCCUGAUACCACUAGUGUUGUUUGGUUGGCGUCUCUAAGGGGACGUGUUGACAUUGGCCGCUUUGCGGCAGCGCGAACACGUGUAACUGUGACGUGAGGUUUUGGUUUUUGUUUAGUUUGAGCUCAGUCUCCCAUCGACUUUCUCGACACGGUGAUAAAGUGCUGAAUCUUGUUUCCGCAGUGACGACGUCGGGAACAACAAACUCCUGCAGGUUAAAUAAAGA
Molecule: messenger RNA, 6138 nt
Organism: Xiphias gladius (swordfish)
Lineage: Eukaryota; Metazoa; Chordata; Actinopteri; Istiophoriformes; Xiphiidae
Product: zinc finger protein 708-like
Exons: 4
Coding region: 208-2205 (665 amino acids)
Biological process (GO): regulation of DNA-templated transcription
Molecular function (GO): DNA-binding transcription factor activity, RNA polymerase II-specific; RNA polymerase II cis-regulatory region sequence-specific DNA binding
Source: RefSeq, a predicted model, not a curated record